AUGGAUGCUAGGACUCUUGAAGGGAAGCGCAACAGUUUGAAAGAAAAAAUGAUCAAUAAAGAUGAUUUCCUGACUGAGGAUGAUUUGGAAGAUGACAUGGAAGAAGAUGAGGGUGGCGGCAGUGGUGGUUUCAUCGACGAUGAAAAGAAGAAAGGAGUCGGUGUUAUGUAUGGGAAGAGAGGGACUGGUACUGGCGGAGCGUCCCCACCGUCUUGCCAAGUAGAGAAGUGUGGAGCUAAUUUAACUGAUGCUAAGAGGUACCACAGGAGACAUAAAGUUUGCGAGGUUCAUGCAAAGUCACCAGCUGUGGUUGUUGCUGGCCUCAGGCAGAGGUUUUGUCAGCAAUGCAGCAGGUUCCAUGAGUUAUCAGAGUUUGAUGAAACAAAGAGGAGCUGCCGUAGGCGUUUGGCAGGACACAAUGAGAGGCGCCGGAAGAGCACAGCUGAAUCUUAUGGAGAAGGCUCAAACCGCAAAGGGGUUGGCACUUCAUUGAAAGAAAGUCCGUGCAGGCAAGCUGAUGAAAGAGGAAGAUUUCAGAUAAGCAUCCCAACCCAAGGAAGUUCCUCUUACAAGCGAUCCCAGAUCAGAUAA
Messenger RNA from Dovyalis caffra, 591 nucleotides. The record is from the annotation of a GenBank genome assembly. Lineage: Eukaryota; Viridiplantae; Streptophyta; Magnoliopsida; Malpighiales; Salicaceae.